GAUUUGUGUUUGCAAACUCUAGAGAGCAGAACCAACUCCCAAAGAACAAGCAACAGAGAAACGGAAAGCGUUACGCCCCAAACAUUCGGAAGGAAGAAGUGUUUGCAGCAGAGACAUGAGCACUGCAGGAAAAGUUAUUAAAUGCAGGGCAGCAGUUGCCUGGGAACCCCAUAAGCCCCUCUCCAUUGAGGAAAUCGAAGUAGCACCACCAAAAUGUCAUGAAGUUAGAAUAAAGAUUCUUGCUACUGGUAUUUGCGGGUCAGACAGCAGUGCACUAAGUACAAUAAUGCAUACCAAGUUCCCAGUAAUUUUGGGUCAUGAAGCUGUUGGAGUUGUUGAAAGUGUGGGUCCGGGAGUGACUCGGGUUAAAAAGGGUGACAAAGUCAUCCCUCAUUGCCUUCCCCAAUGUGGAGUUUGUAGAAGCUGCAAAGGCCCAAACAGCAAUUUCUGUGAAAAAAAUGACAUAGGCGGAUUAUCAGGAAUGAUGGAAGACAAAACGAGCAGGUUUACUUGUAAAGGCAAACCGAUUCACCACUUCAUGAGUACAAGCACUUUUACGGAAUACACUGUUGUGUCUGACAUGUGUGUUGCCAAAGUGGAUGAUCGAGCUCCAAAUGAAGUCUGCAUCAUUGGCUGUGGAUUUGCUACUGGAUAUGGUGCCGCUUUAAAUACUGCUAAGGUGACUCCUGGCUCUACAUGCGCUGUAUUUGGGUUGGGAGGUGUAGGAUUCUCAGUAAUACAUGGCUGCAAAGCUGCCGGAGCCACUCGCAUUAUUGGGAUAGGUACUCAUAAAGAUAAAUAUCCAAAAGCUAUUGAACUUGGAGCCACAGAGUGCAUAAAUCCAAAGGACUAUGAAAAGCCUAUUCAGGAGGUCAUUUGUGGUAUGACUAAUGGAGGAGUGGAUUAUGCCUUUGAAUGUACUGGGCGUAUUGAAACUAUGAAUUCUGCUCUUGAAUCCACGUACUGUGCCAGUGGAGUCACUGUGGUGAUUGGUGUGACAUCUCCAACUGAUAAACUUACAUUUCCUCCAAUGUUGCUCAUCCCAGGUCGUACAUUGAAAGGAUCUCCAUUUGGAGGGUGGCUAGGGGAAGAUCUCCCAAAGCUGGUAACUGAUUACUUGAAUAAAAAAAUCAAGAUUGAUCACUUGGUGAGCAAUACACUGCCAUUGGAUAAAAUCAAUGAGGCCUUUGACCUGCUCCACAGUGGGAAAGGAAUUCGGACCAUUGUGGUAUACUGAUCCCAUAGCAGAGAUGCUACUUUCUAUCACUGGAGUCCUCUAUUUUUAUUUGCUUCAAAUCCUGCAUGAAAUGUACUGAAUCAAGAUCUAUAAGAAAACAUUUCACUCUUUUAUAUUUACUGUAAUUGUAAUUAUACACUGAAUAAAAUCCAAUCACCUUAGCCUAAGCAAUAUCUUAUGUUACAUCAUUCAGCUGAUAGAACACAAGAACAUUUGUGGCAAUCACACAAAAAAUAAUUAAUGUAAAGAAUAAUUUAUAUCUUGUCUUUUGAAGCUCUGCUGAUUUGCUGCUUUCCUAUUAUAAGCUGCUUAGUUCAGAGCAUAUUACUUUUAAAACAUACAGUAUGCUUCCCCUCAAAAAAAAAUCAUAGUUUCUAACUUUAUAAUUAUGUUUCACCAACAUUAGAUUUAGAAUGAAUCCUUGUCUUGAAAUAUCAGUUUUUAGGAAAAAUAAACCAUUAACCAUU
Pseudophryne corroboree (corroboree frog) is the source of this 1704-nucleotide messenger RNA. Its product is annotated as NADP-dependent alcohol dehydrogenase-like. The coding region runs from base 116 to 1237 and encodes 373 amino acids. Gene Ontology annotation, biological process: retinol metabolic process; retinoic acid metabolic process. The transcript has 9 exons. The record is from RefSeq and is a predicted model, not a curated record. NCBI's taxonomy places the organism in Eukaryota, Metazoa, Chordata, Amphibia, Anura, Myobatrachidae. Gene Ontology annotation, molecular function: all-trans-retinol dehydrogenase (NAD+) activity; zinc ion binding. Gene Ontology annotation, cellular component: cytosol.